ACUCCCAGCCGGCUAUUAAUCCGCGCGGCGCUGCCAGCCGGCGAGCUGGUGCUUCGCCGGAGACUCCGCGCCCAGGCGUGCCGCCCCAGGAACCGCGCGAAGGUCACCGCUGCCCGCCGCCUACCCAUCCAUUCAUCCAUCUUCCGUCCGUCUGUCGAUCCCUUGCGCUACGCUUGCUUCUCAGCCGCCCCAGCCACCCAGCGCCAUGAACCAGAUAGAGCCCGGCGUGCAGUACAACUACGUCUACGACGAAGAUGAGUACAUGAUCCAGGAGGAGGAGUGGGACCGCGACCUGCUCCUCGACCCGGCUUGGGAGAAGCAGCAGAGGAAGACCUUCACUGCCUGGUGCAACUCACACCUGCGCAAAGCUGGCACGCAGAUUGAGAACAUCGAGGAGGACUUCAGGAACGGCCUCAAGCUCAUGCUGCUUCUGGAAGUCAUCUCAGGGGAAAGGCUGCCUAAACCUGACCGGGGCAAAAUGCGGUUCCACAAGAUUGCUAAUGUCAACAAGGCUUUGGAUUACAUAGCCAGCAAGGGAGUGAAACUGGUGUCUAUUGGGGCUGAAGAAAUAGUCGAUGGCAACGUGAAAAUGACCCUGGGUAUGAUCUGGACCAUCAUCCUCCGCUUCGCCAUUCAGGACAUCUCAGUGGAAGAAACAUCUGCCAAAGAAGGCCUGUUGCUAUGGUGUCAGAGGAAGACGGCGCCAUACAGAAAUGUGAACAUCCAGAACUUCCACACCAGCUGGAAAGAUGGCCUUGGACUCUGUGCCCUCAUCCACAGACACCGGCCCGACCUCAUUGACUACUCAAAGCUUAACAAGGAUGACCCCAUAGGAAACAUUAACCUGGCCAUGGAAAUAGCAGAGAAGCACUUGGAUAUUCCUAAAAUGCUGGAUGCUGAAGACAUUGUCAACACUCCCAAACCCGAUGAAAGAGCCAUCAUGACUUACGUUUCCUGCUUCUACCAUGCUUUUGCGGGAGCGGAGCAGGCCGAGACAGCAGCUAACAGGAUAUGUAAGGUUCUUGCUGUGAAUCAAGAGAAUGAGAGGCUGAUGGAAGAAUAUGAGAGGCUAGCGAGUGAGCUUUUGGAAUGGAUUCGGCGCACAAUCCCCUGGCUGGAGAACAGGACGCCCGAGAAGACCAUGCAGGCCAUGCAGAAGAAGCUGGAGGACUUCCGGGAUUACCGUCGUAAACACAAGCCUCCCAAGGUGCAGGAGAAGUGCCAGCUGGAGAUCAACUUCAACACGCUGCAGACCAAGCUCCGGAUCAGCAACCGGCCCGCCUUCAUGCCCUCCGAGGGCAAGAUGGUGUCGGACAUUGCUGGUGCCUGGCAGAGGUUGGAGCAGGCCGAGAAGGGCUAUGAGGAGUGGCUGUUGAAUGAGAUUCGGAGACUGGAGCGCUUGGAGCAUCUGGCUGAGAAGUUCAGGCAGAAGGCCUCCACGCACGAGACAUGGGCUUAUGGCAAAGAACAGAUCUUGCUGCAGAAGGAUUAUGAGUCGGCGUCCCUGACGGAAGUGCGGGCCCUGCUUCGCAAGCAUGAAGCCUUUGAGAGUGACCUGGCUGCACACCAGGACCGUGUGGAACAGAUCGCUGCCAUUGCACAGGAGCUCAAUGAACUGGACUAUCAUGAUGCUGUGAACGUCAACGAUCGGUGCCAGAAAAUUUGUGACCAGUGGGAUAGAUUGGGGACACUCACGCAGAAGCGGAGAGAGGCCUUGGAGAGAACUGAGAAGUUGCUGGAGACCAUUGACCAGCUGCACCUGGAGUUUGCCAAGAGAGCUGCACCCUUCAACAACUGGAUGGAGGGCGCCAUGGAGGACCUGCAGGACAUGUUCAUUGUCCACAGCAUUGAAGAGAUCCAAAGUCUGAUCACUGCCCAUGAGCAGUUCAAGGCCACGCUGCCCGAGGCUGACGGGGAGCGGCAGUCCAUCCUGGCCAUCCAGAACGAGGUGGAGAAGGUGAUCCAGAGCUACAACAUCCGCAUCAGCUCCAGCAACCCCUACAGCACGGUCACCAUGGAUGAGCUGCGCAACAAGUGGGACAAGGUGAAGCAGCUGGUGCCCAUCCGGGAUCAGUCCCUGCAGGAGGAGCUGGCUCGCCAACAUGCUAAUGAACGCCUGAGGCGCCAGUUUGCUGCCCAGGCCAAUGCCAUUGGGCCCUGGAUUCAGAACAAGAUGGAGGAGAUCGCUCGAAGCUCCAUCCAGAUCACAGGGGCCCUGGAGGACCAGAUGAACCAGCUGAAGCAGUACGAGCACAACAUCAUCAACUACAAGAACAACAUCGACAAGCUGGAGGGCGACCACCAACUCAUCCAGGAAGCUCUGGUCUUCGACAACAAGCACACUAACUACACCAUGGAGCAUAUCCGUGUUGGAUGGGAGUUGCUGCUGACAACUAUCGCCAGAACCAUCAAUGAGGUGGAGACCCAGAUCCUGACGAGAGAUGCAAAGGGCAUCACCCAGGAGCAGAUGAAUGAGUUCAGAGCCUCCUUCAACCACUUUGACAGGAGGAAGAAUGGCCUGAUGGAUCACGAGGAUUUCCGAGCCUGCCUCAUUUCCAUGGGCUAUGACUUGGGUGAAGCUGAGUUCGCCCGCAUUAUGACUCUGGUUGACCCCAACGGACAAGGCACUGUCACCUUCCAGUCCUUCAUUGACUUCAUGACCAGAGAGACUGCAGACACGGACACCGCAGAGCAGGUCAUCGCCUCCUUCCGGAUCCUGGCUUCUGAUAAGCCCUACAUCUUGGCAGAGGAACUUCGCCGAGAGCUGCCCCCGGAUCAGGCUCAGUACUGCAUCAAGAGAAUGCCCCCUUACUCGGGCCCAGGCAGUGUUCCCGGGGCCCUGGAUUACACUGCCUUCUCCUCUGCCCUCUACGGGGAAAGCGACCUCUGAUGCUGUUUCUGUAACCCCUGACCCUAUCAGAAUGCAAUAAAGGCUGAAGUAUAGGUUGUUUCCUGGAAACUUUGACAAAGUUUAUUAAGAGGUGUGGUGAGCUGGAUGUGGUAGCAUACACCUUUGCUCCUUGAGCUUGGGAGGCAGAGGCAGGUAGAUCUCUGUGAGUUCAAGGACAGGCCUGAUUUACCUAGAGAGUUUCAGGAUAGUUAGGGAUACAUAGUGAGACUCUGUCUCAAAAACAAACAACAGAAGAUAGAAUAAGGGAGGAGCUAAGAAGAAAGGUCAGUCUAUGAAGCGCUUAAAGACCUGAGUUUGAGCCUCAGAGCUCACAGGAAGGAAGGAAGGAAGGAAGGAAGGAAGGAAGGAAGGAAGGAAGGAAGGAAGGAAGGAAGGAGGGAAGGAAGAGCCCAGGAGCCUGUAAGAUGUUUCAGCAGGUCCAGGCACUUGCCGCAAGUCUUAACAGCCUGAGUUUGAUCCCUGGAUCCCAUGUGGUGGAAGGAGAGAACCGAGUUUUCCUCUGGCUUCCACGUGUACAUGCACAUGUGCCCCUGUACAUACAUGAUCGUGUACAUGCACAUGUGCCCCUGUACAUACAUGAUCGUGCACAUGCUCAGAGGAUUUUCCUUGCAGCUCAUUCUUUCCCAUCCUGUGUCAGGCAGAAGCAGUUUCAAUGCCUGUGAUGUAUUGGUUCUUUUCCCUUGAGUUUCUUUCUGAAUUUUUAGCUAAAUGAAAUGAAAGAGUAGGUUUUCUUUUUUCUUUUUUUUUUUUAAAUUAAGUGAACCAGAUCACUUAAAUCCUAUGAAAACAGGGUGAUCUAGAGGUGGUUAGUGAAAGUAUGGAAACCAAAACAUUCAGGAUUUAUGACUGGGGAAGCAAUCACAAAUUGGUACCCUGAAGGUCUGGUAAAGGUUUGAUGUUUGAAAUACAUCUGUAUGCCUUUUACGUUUAUGUGGCUGGCCUUGGGAGGGCAUGUUUGGGAUUCUAGGAUUCUUUUUUUCUUGCUUAUCUAAAGAUCAACUGGACUUAAAUAUAAGUAAUGUCAUUAGUGGAAUUAAACAUUAUGAGAUGGCCCUGCCCAUGGGAAAAAUAGUUUGUGCAAAAGAUAAUUUAACAUUUAAAACUUUUUUUUCUUGAGACAGUAUUUCUCUGGGUAGCACAGGCUGGCUUCAAACUGAUGAUCUUCUUGCUUCAGCUUCCUAAUUGUAGGGAGAUUAUGGGCAUAUGUCAGUAUGGCCCCCUUUUAAUAAUUAAAACAAAGCUUUUUUGUUGUUCUUUGAGAGACUCAUUAGCCCCAGUCGACCUUGAACUCAGUAUAUCGCUGAGAAUGACCUUAAACUCCUGAUGCUCCUUCUUCUACCUUCAAAAUGCUGAGAUUACAGCGCGUCCCCAAAGUCAGGCUCAUUAAAAUCUAAAAAAAUGGGUUUUUAUUCUAUUAUUACAUUUUAAUCCAUUGUGUAUGUAUGUGGCCGUGUGAUGACAUGUGUAUGGAGGUCAGAGGACAACUUCUGGGAGUUUCUUCUCUUCUACCAUGUGAAUCCCAGGGAUCCAACUAUGGCUGUCAGGCUUGGUGGCAGGCACCUUCACCUCCUGAGCCAUCCUGUUGGUCUUCAUUAACAUUUCUGGAUAAUUAAUUUUUAUCAUGUUCAAUUAUGCAAAUGUGUGUGUUUGUGUAGGUGUGUGUAUGUGAGUGCAGUGCAUGAGAGGGUCAGGGAUGGGGUUACAGGUAGUUUUGGGCCACCAGACACAGGUGCCACGAACUGAACUCUGGUCUCCUGGAAGGGCAGUGAGUCUCCUUAACUGCUGAGCCAUCCUCUUCCCUCUCUCACUGUCUUUGAAGUAGAGUUUUCAGUCAUCUCUUCACGGUAGAGGAUUGGACAGUCUGAUUUGGGGGGCGGGGGCGGGAAUCUUCCUUGGGAAGUGAGUUCCAUUGCCAGAGAUGGGGGUGGAGUCAAGAAGGAAAUGCUGUCUCUUGAUUCACGAUGCUCAUGUUUUUCCCCCAGAGCUUUUUGUAGAAGUUGUUUGUUUUUAAAGAAGGACCUGACCAUAGCCGUUCCCGGUAAGACAAGAAGGCAGCAGUAUAGGGUCUCAGGUGGAGCUCUGUCAUGCCUUAGCAUGGAGAGGGGUGCCAUUCUCGGUUGCAGGAGGUGAGGCCCUUUUGCACUCCUUUGCUUCACUCCUGUGAGUCAACAGUACUAGAGGGAAGGAGUUCAAGUUGAAUGGGGCAGUGAGUCACCGUGUGGCUGUCUGGGUCAAGGACACAGGACAUCAUCUGUACUUUCCACUUGGUGUCUGGUCUGUUCAGUGUGUAUUAAUUUUCCAUUACUGUUGUCCAAAACUACACACACACACACACACCCCGCCCCAAGAGAGAGUUGCCAUCAUGCUGACAGCUUGUAGCAAACAAAGUGGGAACUCCUUUUAAAUGUUGGUCCUUAAUGAUCAGGAAAUGAGCUAUAAACAAACAAAAACAGUUGCUAAUUGCCAUUAAAGUGUGAAUGGAGAUGGGGCAAUGUGUCUUCUGACUACAUCUGUUUCCUUGGCUUUGAAAAGUUUCCACAAACAAUGAGAAAUUUGUUCUUUUUCAUUUACCAGUGUUUGCUGAUAAUCUUACUGACCUUUCACCUUGACUGUUGCAUUUGAAGCGGGUGCUUUGCUCCAACUGGAAAUGUGAAAAAGAAUCCCGAAAGUAAUUUUUCUUAACUAAGAACUUGUACUUUAGGGUGUCCACAGUCAACUCAUUUCUCAAAAAACUUUUAACCCCUCUACAAUAUUUAGCAAGAGAUUGGAUUAGUACUAUCUAAUGAUAGAUGGGGAAGGGAAAUAAGCCAUGAGAAACAAUAAAAUAUUUAUACUGUCAUCCUAGAGGUUGUUUUUAUUUCUGAUCAUGAGUUAUCAAUUAAACCUGUCAAAGAAAAAGCAUCUGUUCUUUUAAAUCAUAUUAUCAUUUAUCAUAUGAUUUAUCAUAUCAUAAAGGAUACACUGGGUUAACUGUAAGCAAACCUCUCGUAUUUGAAAACACUCAUUUUGGUGUUAUAUUUGCCUUCCUCAAAGAGUCAGAGACUGACUGAUGUGGCUCAUUUGGUAGAAUGAUUUCCCAGCACACACAGAACCCUGGGUUCCCAGCCCCAGCACCGAGUAAACCAAGUCUAGUGGCACAUGCCUAUGGUCCUGGUAUUCUGUAGGUGGAAACAAGAAGGAUCAGAAGUUCAAGGUCAUCUUUACCUACAUAAGGAGUUCCAGGAUAGCUUGGCUUACACAAAUGAGACUCUGCCUCAGAAAGGAAGAAAGGAAAAAAAAAAAAGAAGAAGAAGAAAAGGAGGGAUGGGGAAACUUGUAUGUAGCGUGGGGCAAACUUGAGAUGGGGAGUCGGAACUGACCCACUUCAGGGUGCGUAGUGCAUGACUCAGGAGGAAUGUUUAAACAGCAGGUCAGUCCCGAAUUCUCAGGAGAUAAACAUGUGUUAAUCGUGUAUACAUCCAGUUCUUUCUUCUAGGUUUCACAGCAUGAAGGUCUAGUCAAUGACUUGGACAUUUGUGUUUUUAUAAACAUCAAAGAAAUUCUGAACCCUCACCCGAGAUUUCUGUGGCAUAAAGGAACGGCCAUUUAGUAAUCAAAAUCCCUAGAAAUUAGAAAAGCCCUCACUGGAAAGGUUAAUAGGAAGUUGGACAAUAAGAGUGGCCAGGACUGAUCUUUGUGUUGUCUGUUGGGCAGUACAAAAAUGCUUGGUUGUGGCCAGGGAUGAUGGCUCAUACCUGUAUGGUCAGCACUUGUGAGGUAGAGUCAGGAGGAUCAGAAAGUCAAGGUCAUUCUUAGGGAGUCAGGCUGUCUGGGUCUGUGUGAAUCCCUGUUUCAAAACAAGUUCACACCACAGCAGGUUAGGCUUCUUUACUGAGAAAACAAAAGGACAGAAGAAAAGCUUGGGAGUUCAAGGAUGAGGCACAUAUGUAACUCCUUUUGUAUGGCUAGGAACUUCCUGGAAGGGAAGCCAUGUUGGCAGAUGAAUAGGGAGUGCGUUGUAUGGUCCAUUGCAAGACAAGACCAGAAGAGGAUGGUUCAUUCUGCAAAUAGUAGUUACACAGGAGGCAGAAUGUCCCUGUGAAUACUCAGCAAAAGCCAGGAAAUGGUAUUAUGGGCAGAACUUCAUAAAAAAAAUUGAAAUGAGGAUAGGGAAGACUAAGAAUGAGGUUUAGAGGUUAAGAGGAUAGAGCAUUGACCCAGUAGCAGGCCAUAAGCUCUAUGCUGGCCCAGUUGGAGAAAAUGCCUCUGUAAGAUCCAUCUGUAGGGUGUUUUCUUCAGUGAUUUAUGGAGGAUGGCCCAGCUCAUUUUGGGUGGUACCAUCCCUGGGCUGGUGAUCCCAGGUUAUAUAAGAGGGUGAACAAGCCAGCAAGUAGUGUUAAGAGACAAUUUUCCGGGUCUAACCAUGUCAGGAACAAGUUCCAUCUUGCUGGCAGUCAAAACUGAGUUCAUAUUUCCAGGCCCUGGAACCCAAUGCCUAUCUUGUUUCUUCAGAUGUUUCAUUUUUGUCUGUUAAUCAGUAAAGGAUGUAAAAAGAGAAGGUGCCAUUAUCUGUUAUCUAAGCUAAGACACACAGGUUGUAAAUGUGUUGCCUGUCUUGAUUUAAAGCUUGCUCACUCCUUUGUUCCUUUAUCAUCCUAAAUUCUGGUUCAGAGUCCAGGAGCAGACAUGACUGCAAAUAACUGAGUGGAGGAUCCUGAAAUCAGGUGACCUGGAAAGGCCCAGUCACCCACAUUUACUUCCUUGCUCAACCCCUUGUGUCAAAAUAUGAUUGGUCAACUCAACAGCCCACUCCACUCCUGUUUGCAUCCUUUAAAACAGUUGUACAAUCUCCCUUUGGGGAUGCAGUUCAGAUUCUGAACCGGCUGCCUCCCUGCGCAUGCA
Meriones unguiculatus (Mongolian gerbil) is the source of this 7792-nucleotide messenger RNA. It is a transcript of the gene Actn2, whose product is annotated as actinin alpha 2. The record is from RefSeq and is a predicted model, not a curated record. The transcript is spliced from 21 exons. Gene Ontology annotation, molecular function: calcium ion binding; actin filament binding. Gene Ontology annotation, cellular component: cell projection; Z disc; cell junction. Gene Ontology annotation, biological process: muscle cell development; actin cytoskeleton organization. Lineage: Eukaryota; Metazoa; Chordata; Mammalia; Rodentia; Muridae. The coding region runs from base 206 to 2890 and encodes 894 amino acids.